Messenger RNA from Lolium perenne, 602 nucleotides. RefSeq lists its product as uncharacterized. NCBI's taxonomy places the organism in Eukaryota, Viridiplantae, Streptophyta, Magnoliopsida, Poales, Poaceae. The record is from RefSeq and is a predicted model, not a curated record.
GGCCAUAAACCCGGAGACUGCUAUCUCGGACCGGAUUUCUCGGGUAUCUCGACUCUGGGCACUCUGCUCCUGCUCCGAGCGCACGGACGGCGAGCAUGGCGGCGGGGCGGGAGGAAGCCCUGAAACCCUUCGAGGAGAGAGCUUCGCAUGCCGAGGCACGGUUAGCAAAGCUGGAAGCCCUGCUGUUGAGCAAAGAUGGCCUAGGCAGUGGAUCCGAGACAAGUUCAGCUGCCGCCAAAGAUGUUCUGUCAAAGCUUGACGCAGUCAGUGCAGAAUGCCUCGCUGAGAAGGAGAAGAACAGGAAGCUAACCAUGGAGAACGAGAAGCUCCAGUAUCGUAUCUCCCAUCUUAUCCGAGCAGUGAAAGAGGCCGACUCGAAACAGAAGUCUCUAUGAUAAGCCAGAUUCAAAGCUAAUUUUGUUUAUUUUGCGAGAGCCAUGUGGUGAUCUUGCAGUCCUUUCAUAUGUGCUCGAUUAUGACAUUUAACUUAAGCUUAAACUGGUGUUCUGAGCUUGGUGAAAAGGCUCUGAUACUUUCGUUGUAAGAUGGUAAUGCAUUUGAUCAGGCCAAUUAGAAACAGUGACAAUACGCUUUGAUGGUCA